Molecule: messenger RNA, 1136 nt
Organism: Saimiri boliviensis boliviensis (Bolivian squirrel monkey)
Lineage: Eukaryota; Metazoa; Chordata; Mammalia; Primates; Cebidae
Product: glutathione S-transferase A1
Biological process (GO): xenobiotic metabolic process; glutathione metabolic process
Cellular component (GO): extracellular exosome; cytosol
Molecular function (GO): glutathione transferase activity
Source: RefSeq, a predicted model, not a curated record
GGCCCUUUGGCCAUGUAAUGUGUGUGGGACUGGCUUUUCCCUAAUUUGACCCUUCUCCUUUCAGUGGGAGGGAACUAUUGAAAGGAACAAUGAGCUUAUAAAUACAUUAGGACCUGGAAUUCAGUUGUUCAGCCAAGCCACGAGGGUGGACAGCGUUUAACAAAGUUUGGAGAAACCUCCAGGAGACUGCUAUCAUGGCGGAGAAGCCCAAGCUCCACUAUUUCAAUGCACGGGGCAGAAUGGAGCCCAUCCGGUGGCUCUUGGCCUCAGCUGGAGUAGAGUUUGAAGAGAAAUUAAUAAAAUCUCCAGAAGAAUUGGACAAGUUAAGAAACGAUGGGUAUUUGAUGUUCCAGCAAGUGCCAAUGGUUGAGAUUGACGGGAUGAAGCUGGUGCAGACCAGAGCCAUCCUCAACUACAUCGCCAACAAAUACGACCUCUAUGGGAAAGACAUAAAGGAGAGAGCCCUGAUUGAUAUGUAUAUAGAAGGUAUGGCAGAUCUGUAUGAAAUGAUCCUUCUUUUGCCCUUAUGUAAACCUGAGGAAAAAGAUGCCAAGAUUGCCAUGACCAAAGAGAAAACAAAAAAUCGCUAUUUGCCUGCCUUUGAAAAAGUCUUAAAGAGCCACGGACAAGACUACCUUGUUGGCAACAAGCUGAGCCGGGCUGACAUUCAGCUGGUGGAACUUCUCUGCUACGUGGAAGAGCUUGACUCCAGCCUUACCUCCAGCUUCCCUCUGCUGAAGGCCCUGAAAACCAGAAUCAGCAACCUGCCCACGGUGAAGAAGUUUCUGCAGCCUGGCAGCCCAAGGAAGCCUCCCAUGGAUCCGAAAACUUUAGAAGAAGCAAGGAAGAUUUUCAGGUUUUAAUAAAGCAGCCAUGGAGGCCAAGAACAUGCAAGGCCAAUAUUCUAAAGCUUUGCAACAAUAAAGUGCUUUACCUAACUGUUGAUUGUGCCUGUUGUGAAGCUAAUGAACUCUUUCCACUUAUAUGCUAAUUAAAUAAUAAAAAACUCCUAUUUGCCGACAGUUAAAAUUGAUUUCUUUUCAUUAGGAUCUGAUAUGAAUUCAGAUUUCCAAUCUCCUCCUAGCCUAUCAUAUCACUUUCUUGGAAUUAAAAAUUUAGUAAAAAAGGAAACUAUA